This is a messenger RNA of Pyricularia oryzae 70-15, 4033 nucleotides long. RefSeq lists its product as uncharacterized. Gene Ontology annotation, molecular function: protein binding. NCBI's taxonomy places the organism in Eukaryota, Fungi, Ascomycota, Sordariomycetes, Magnaporthales, Pyriculariaceae. Gene Ontology annotation, cellular component: transcription factor TFIIIC complex. The transcript has 4 exons. The record is from RefSeq and is a predicted model, not a curated record. Gene Ontology annotation, biological process: transcription by RNA polymerase III. Bases 525 to 3740 code for a protein of 1071 amino acids.
CUGCUGCAGAGUGCGAAAGUUCAUUCACUCCGGAACCUGCAUAAUCGCUAGCUCGGCUUGGCUUGCAUUUCGCGCGUCAGAUGGAUCGGACUGUGGCUUUCUUGCUAAGAGAGACUUGAAUAAUAAUUCAAAAAUUUAGGAUUGCUUGCGGAGCAAAUGGGAGAAAAAUAUGCUCGCAUGAGCAAAGUCUGAAGGGAUUCCACAAUCGAAACGAGGACUGGAGUUGUUGGCAGUAUACAGAACAGACUGCCGCCCAUCACGAGAGGGGAAAAAAAAAGACCAGUGACGAUAAUUGAGAUUAAAAGCCGUCAACAACCGCACCCUCUUUGUUUUAUGAUCAACACUGACCACUGUUGAUCCCAAUUGCCAAAGAAAGACAAAACUCUUCAUUCACUUUGCUUAGUAUAUCAAUCCAAGCGAUCACGGGUUCGGCAAAAAAACAGGCAUUUUUAACUAUGCAUUGAGUUUGAAAAGGCAACAGGCUCCAGAAUACUGUUUCGCUUUGCCUUGAUGCCAAGUCCAAUAUGGAUAACCCAUAUCCCGAAGAAGCGCUGCUUGACAACCACCAGCUCAUACACCAAGAUGAGCAGCUUGGUCAAACUGUUUUUACAAGAGAAGACUUUGAAUAUGCGCUGAGAGAUUUUCAAGAGAUGUCUGGAGGAGAGGACGGGGGUGCCGUCUCUGAGGUAUCAGAUGCAGACUCAGUGUAUCUCGGAGUCCAAGAGCAGAUCAACCGGGCCCAGGCAGACAGGACUGCGUUUCUUGACGCCUUCCAAAAUCCCCAAGAAGACGACGACGAAGACAUUUAUGAUGGCCUUCCAACAAAACCUCCCCCGCGUAAAAAGGUCAAGAGGGGACCCGUGGUGAGGAAAGGACCACCAAUCAAGAAAGCGCCUCGCAAGGCCAAAGAAUUGCCCACCGAGAUCAAGGUGCUUGUCGAUGCCGCGACCAAUGCCUUCAUAGCCAAUCGAUACGAUGAGGCUCUACAGGCCGCAAGGGAAACUAUCCGCCUCAAUGCGGAAGUGGCUCCAGCCUGGGGCAUCCUGGCUGCCGUGUAUGAGGAGAGAGAAGACUGGCGGCACGCGCUCGAGGCAAAACGUAUCCAGGCCUCACUCACCAAGGGCGACACACAGCUUUGGCUUGGUACUGCAGACUUGGCUUUGCACAUGGUAGAUGGCGCCUAUCAGGAUUCACCCGAGGAAAUCGACAAGACUUUGAAAGUAGCUAUGGACUGCUACAGGAGCGUAUUACAGAUCGACAAGACAAACCCCGUUGCUCGCCUGGGCAAAGCCGACAUCCUCGCGGACUUGGGACAGUCCAGCAAGGCCGUUGCUGCUUAUCUCGACUACCUCAAACAGAAACCUUAUAAUCUUCGUGUCGUUCGCAGCCUGGCCGAGCACGCGUACAAUGCAAGACGGGCAAAGGAGGCAAUCGAAGCUACUGUACUGGCAUACGAAGCUUGCAUUCAGCAUUUCAAAUCGGGGCAGACCCUGGAUGACGAUCAAGUCCUCGACUGGAUCGACGUCCGCAUUUUCAUAGAGCUCCUUGCUUCCCUGGAGAAGUACGAUGAAGCCGCAAAAUGGCUCAAGACUCUGGUGAGGUGGCUGGUAGGCCGCAACGACGACCUUCUCUGGGACCAGUGCCAGGAUGACCGUGAGUGGGACUUGGAUGAUACUCGAAGGUUGGAAAUGGAAGGUUUCAAUCAAGGCGAGUUCCUGCCCCAAAGCUAUGGCCAUGGCCUGCCCCUCGAGCUCAGGGGCAAGCUUGCCGUCUAUCGGUUUAGGACAGACAUGGAAGACGAAGCAAUGAGACAUCUCAGGCAACUCGACCCGGAAGAUGCAGACAUAAGGGGGAAGCUACAAUUCACCCCUGAGAUUGCCAAAGAGGUUGCAGAUCAGCUGUGCGAAAGCGGGAAGCCCGAGCGCGCCAUUCUAUACUAUGACCUAUAUCGGGACCUGGUAGGCGAGGCAUUGGAUGCCGAAUAUUACGUCAAGCGAGCCAAGUGCCACGUGCAACUGGCAGAUGGGCCAGCGGCCGAGGAUUGCUUCAUCUACGCGCUUGAAGUAGACGAAGAUAACAUCGAGGCACGUUACGAGCUGGCAAAGAUGUACGAGGAGGCACAGGAACGAGACGAAGCCUUCAGGCUGGUGGGCGAAGCCCUGAGCCUGGAAGCUGGGCAGAGUGUCUACGAUGGUCUCACGCACCGCUACGUCGUGGACAGGGGUAAGAUUGUAUCCAAGCCCAAAAAGUACAGAACAGGCGCCACCAAGCGAGCCCCAACCACCAAGGCCAAAUACAGACCGCGAAGACUUAUCGGCGGUGGCAGUGGCGAGUCGGCACGCAAGAAGUUUGAGGAUGAGGUCACGGCACGCCUUCGGGAAAGGUACACCGAGUGUCAACGGCUCAAGGCGCAGAUGGACGCGAAUGUGGCUGCAAGUGGCGGGCAUGACACAAAUGACCCAGUGGUUGCCGAAUGGAUGUCGGCUGCCAAGGAGUUGGUGGACGACUUCAGGUCUUUCAGGGAGUUCUACUCAUGGGAGCGAUACGUCUCCUCUCUCGGCUACGGGAAUUUCUUCAAGGCCGAGGCAUCUGCAGACGGAAAUACUGGCGAUGAGAGGUCUAGGUCUAUUGCCAAAAUGGCGAAAAGACUACACAACACCCUCGCCCCCGUCGAGACCGAAGGCGAAGAAGCCGUACCGCAAAAGAUCGAGCGCCAAGAGCAUCGCGGCAUCCCAUUCAACGACUGGCUUGACCUCUUCCUCGAAUACGCCAUCUCGCUGGCCCGGCAGCAACGGAUCGGCGAGGCGUACGCCGUGUGCCAAUCAGCGCGAGAUUCGAUCGUCUACGGUAAGGCCAAGGACAGCCUGAUGCUGAUACACCUGGCCUGGGCGUCGUGCGCCGUCCAGGCCGGCGACGAGGAGACGUGCGUCGCUAUCGCGCGAUACUUUAUGAUCCACAACCCCUUCGUCACCGACGGCUACAAGAUGUUUGCCGCCCUCACCCGCGUCUGCCAGACCUCGCCCACCUGGUACCAGUCCGGCCCGUCGCAAAAGUUCAUGCUCCGCCAGAUUCGCCAGAUGGACGAGAUCCUGGCCGCCAAGGCCAAGGAGGAAGAGGACGGGUUCGGCGCGGCAAGCAACCAAGGCUCGCAACCACCUGGCCCCUCGGCAGAAACGCAGAUGGUCCCUGCCACAGCCGCCGCCGCGCAACCGGGCCCCACAGGCGUCGACGCGGUCCUGCUCGUCCUGUACGGGUGCAUCCUGUUCGCGUCGACGAGCUACCAGUACGCGUUGGCCUACUUUCUGCGCGCGCGGACCGUCGACCCGGACAACCCGGCCAUCAACCUUGUCAUAGGCCUGGCCUACAUCCACUGGGCGCUCAAGCGGCAAUCGCACAACCGCCAGUACACGCUAAUGCAGGGCUUCUCAUACAUCUUCAAAUACUACGAGGACAGAACGCGCGGGGCCGCCGCGCCAGAGGAGCGCCAGGAGGCGCACUACAACGUUGCGCGCACCUACCAUCUGCUGGGCAUCCACGACCUCGCCCUCGAGUACUAUCACAAGGUUCUGGUCGAAGCCAGAGCCGCCAGGACGGAGGUGCUGCGAGGCAAGGACGUUUCCGUUAGGCGUCGGGAGGAUCUCAGUCUAGAGUCUGCCAUGAACAUUCGGACGUACUGUCUGAGCACAGGGGAUUUGGAAGGUGCCAGAGCUGUUACUGAUGAAUGGUUGGUUUUGGAGUAGACCAAAGGGAUUGUUAGCAUGCAACGUAGGCAGCCCCGCAACCACGAUUGCUUUCAAGAAACCCCAAACCUAACGACUGCCAAGUUUCUAUUAUAACACUAUUAUCUUAUGUCUAAUGCUACAUGAUUAGGUAUACAGUAGCCAAAGACCGAGACCUAAUAGGAUGAUCACAUAUUGAGCAAAUAAAUACAAGUCAAAAACACCAGGGGCCUAGAGCAAAAAGAGGAAAGCAAAAAAAUGAGCGGGUCAAGGUGAUAAUAUGCACACACUCGAGAAAUAAAAUGAUAUAUCCU